UGGUGCUGCCUUUCAGCAGCGCCGUGUCCUCCUGGAGCGUAGAGCUCACGUUCGACCGGCCGUUGGACCGCCUAGAGAUCUGGGUGGCGGAUGCCACGACCACCGACGACAUGGUGUUCACGCUCACCAGCAAGGAUUACAACAGCGUGCAGCCGGCGGGCGCCCAGCUGGAAGGUGCUGUUCAACGCCUUCUUCAGCAGCAAGGCCGAGGUCACCAGCGUUCGCCUGAACGGUGAGGUUCUGUGCAUCGCUGAGGGCGGCACCACCGGGACUGGCGGCACGACGGGUACGACGGCCGGUACCACUGCUGGUACUACCGCCGGUACCACAGCCGCGACCACCGCCGGUACCACACCUGCAACCACCGCCGGUACCACAGCCGCCACCACCGCCGGGACUACAGCCGGUACCACAGCUGCAACUACCGCCGGUAGCACCGCUGCAACCACAGAAGGCACCACCAUCCCGACCAGUGACCUGCCGUACGAUUACAACGAAGUGCUGAUGAAGUCGCUGCUGUUCUACGAGGCGCAGCGGUCUGGCCCGCUACCGGCCGGCAACCGAGUCUCCUGGCGCGGCGACUCUGCCCUGGGCGACAUCGGCGACAACGGCGAGGACCUCACCGGCGGCUACUACGACGCCGGCGACCACGUCAAGUUCGGCUUCCCGAUGGCCGGCAUGACGACCGUGCUGGCGUGGGGCGCACUCGACUUCGCCGACGGGUACGCGGCGGCCGGCCAGACCGGGUAUGUGCUGGACGCCAUCCGCUGGGCUACAGACUACUUCGUCAAGUGCCACGUGGCGCCGACCACCUUCUACGGACAGCUGGGCGACGGCGACAUCGACCACGCCUGGUGGGGCCGGCCCGAGGAGAUGACCAUGUCGCGGCCGGCCUACAAGAUCACCGCCUCGGCACCCGGCUCAGACCUGGCCGGCGAGACGGCCGCCGCCCUGGCCGCCGCCUCGCUCGUGUUCCGGCCGUCCGACCCGAGCUACGCCGACGUACUGCUCAGCCACGCCCGCCAGCUGUACAGCUUCGCCGACACGUACCGCGGCGAGUACCACAACAGCAUCACCGACGCCGCCACCUUCUACAGGUCCUGGAGUGGCUACGGGGACGAGCUGACAUGGGCUGCCGCCUGGCUUUACAAGGCUACGCAGGAGGCCAGCUACCUGACGGACGCCCAGCAACACUUCCAGCAGUUCAGCGCCCUUUCCCAGCGCGCCAGCGAGUUUUCCUGGGAUGGCAAGCACGCCGGCGCCCAGGUGUUGCUGUACCAGCUGACGGGCGACGCGCAGUACGGCGCGCUGGUCAGUCAGUUCUGCGACUGGCUGGUGUCAGGCGCGCCGCGUACGCCGCAGGGUCAGCUGUUCUUGCAGCAGUGGGGCUCGCUGCGGCACGCGGCCAACGCGGCGCUCAUCUGCCUGGAGGCGGCCGAGGCCGGCCUCAGCCCGACCCAGUACCGCCAGCUGGCCAAGGAACAGAUCAACCUGAUGUUGGGCGACGCCGGCCGCAGCUACGUGGUCGGCUUCGGCUCCAACCCGCCGCAGCGGCCGCACCACAAGGCCAGCUCCUGUCCGGACCUGCCGGCCGCCUGCGGCUGGAACGAGUACAACUCGGCUGCGCCCAACCCGCAGGUCCUGAACGGCGCUCUGGUGGGCGGCCCAGACGCCAACGGUGACUACCAGGACGUGCGCUCCGACUACGUCAAGAACGAGGUCACCACCGACUACAACAGCGGCUUCCAGAGCGCGGUGGCCGGCCUGCUAUCGCUGCACGUGCGCGGCCUGUACCCAGCCUGAGGUCACCGAGAUGCAGCUGGGUCAGGGCGUCGACGCUAGGGCCCUUGAUCGCUGGUUAUGUAUGUUUUGGCGACACGAAGGGCGACGCGUGGGGUAUGUGAUCGCGGCUUAUAGCUGCGACCAUAAUGGGCCAGCACUCGUAAUCACUGCAGUCUAUGUGCACCCUUGGGUUUUGGGUUACCGGACGUUCUGAAGCAUGUGGGGUUCAAUACACCAAACACGA
Pollicipes pollicipes is the source of this 2026-nucleotide messenger RNA. Its product is annotated as endoglucanase E-4. Gene Ontology annotation, molecular function: hydrolase activity, hydrolyzing O-glycosyl compounds. The transcript has 3 exons. The record is from RefSeq and is a predicted model, not a curated record. Lineage: Eukaryota; Metazoa; Arthropoda; Thecostraca; Pollicipedomorpha; Pollicipedidae. Bases 91 to 1803 code for a protein of 570 amino acids. Gene Ontology annotation, biological process: carbohydrate metabolic process.